Bemisia tabaci is the source of this 3081-nucleotide messenger RNA. It is a transcript of the gene lqfR, whose product is annotated as clathrin interactor lqfR. The record is from RefSeq and is a predicted model, not a curated record. NCBI's taxonomy places the organism in Eukaryota, Metazoa, Arthropoda, Insecta, Hemiptera, Aleyrodidae. Gene Ontology annotation, molecular function: phospholipid binding; clathrin binding. Gene Ontology annotation, cellular component: clathrin vesicle coat; endosome; plasma membrane. Gene Ontology annotation, biological process: endocytosis.
UGUAGUGUUGACUUGGCAAUCAAAACUCAUCUCGAGUUCUAUCACAACUGUCAGAAAAUGUAAAAUAAUUUGCACAUUCGAGAAAGAAUUUUAAUAGCUGUGGUGAAAUUCUUCUACAAUUUUUCAAUAUUUCAAUCCCGAAACAUGUUCACAAUGUGGAAAGUUCGCGAAAUAGCCGACAAAGUCACCAAUGUGGUUAUGAACUACACAGAAGUGGAGGCGAAAGUAAGGGAAGCCACAAAUGAUGAUGCUUGGGGUCCAACAGGGGCUCUAAUGCAAGAGAUUGCUCAAGCUACAUUUACCUUUGAACAUUUCCCGGAGGUUAUGACAAUGUUAUGGAAGCGCAUGUUGCAAGACAAUAAAAAGAACUGGAGGAGAACCUACAAAUCCUUACUCCUUUUAAACUAUUUGGUGCGGAAUGGCUCAGAACGUGUCGUAACUUCCUCUCGAGAACAUAUUUUCGAUCUCCGAAGUCUCGAAAAUUACACAUUUAUCGAUGAAUUUGGCAAGGAUCAAGGCGUCAAUAUUCGGCACAAAGUAAGAGAUCUAAUCGAAUUCAUCCAGGAUGAUGAAAAAUUGCGAGAAGAACGGAAAAAGGCCAAAAAGAACAAGGAUAAGUAUGUUGGCAUGUCGAGCGAUGGAAUGGGUGGAAUGCGAGGAGGAUGGGAAGAUCCAAACCAAUGGAGAGACGCAAGAGAAGACACAAAUGAAUGGAGCCAAGAUCGAGUUAGCAAUGACUCUGAAAAUGGAAGCGAUGAUAACGAGAAGUUUGACUCAGACGGAGACGUUCCAACCGUAAAAGAGGAUACAUUCAAGGUGAAGGCAGAAGCAAACGAAACGAUAAGCAAACCCUCAGCAGAGUACUCGGACAAAAAGAAACAAGGAAUAAGCAUUGGAAUCCCCUCUCCUGCCAAGUCGACGACAACACGGAAUAUUAAAAAAAUAGAUCUUGGAGCAGCUGCGAAUUAUGGAAAAACAAAUACAGUAACGUCUCCAUCAAGUACUCUUCCAGAACCAGCAUCAAGCGACCUUUUGGGUGAUUUCAGUCCGGUCAAGACAGAAACGAAAACGAGUUCUAAUGAUUUUGGCGAUUUUGCAGCCUUUAGCGACAGCUCAGCAGCGGACGCUUCUUCUCUCUUCGGUGCCGUACCAACUGCAAGCGGUGGCAACACUGGCGGUGACCUUGAUGAGUUCGCUGACUUCAACUCCGCAUUUAGCAAUAACUCCUCCGUGAUUGCUGCACCAACGCCAGCUCCUAUCCCAAGUUUCCCUGUCUCAACCAAUACAAGCACAAAUAAUCAAUCAAACGCUGAUUUAUUACUCGGUCUUAGUGUCAUGCCCAAUGUUCAGUCACAACCUUCCAAUAGUUUCACGUCUUUACCCAAUUUUGCAAAUGCAGCACCUCUGCAACCUGUAUCGUUGACAUCCAACCCUUCCAAUAAUCAGUCUUCCACUUCAACCAAUAGCUCAUUACUGGUCGGAAAAACGUGGAAAGGUUUAGGUGACCUAAACAUCGACCUGGAUAAUCUCUCUCUAAGCAAUGCAAAACAAAAUUCGAAAGCAUCAAACUCUCCUUCGAUGAAUCAAUUAGCGAAUUCCUCUCCUGUCAAAUCGCCCGUCGGUGGAAUGUCUAACUCCUCUCCAUUUCAGAACCAACAGAAUAUGUUCUUCUCACCAUUUUAAUACGAGCUACCCCCUCCAUCAGCACAAAAUAUCGGUUGGUCCGUUUUAUUUUGAAUUAUCGCCCAAAUAAUUUUUAUUUUUUCAAAAUUUGUUUCUCUAUCUUCUGUCUUUUCCUCUUGUUCAAAAGUCUCAUUUAUAAAUAUGUAAAUACGUACUAGCAAUGUUUUUAAAUUGUUUAGUUUCUAGCAUAAGAAGACAGGAGGUCUCUGUGUAACAGUUAUUUGAAUUUUGAUAAGUUUUUUACACUUUUUUUAAAACUUCCUCGUCUCAUUAUAUGUAUCAGGUUUGUUAACUCUCCAGUUGAAACCAUGUUUUUUUUUGCUCAUUAAAAUUCAAACCGAAGCAGAAGAAAAUAUUAUUCGAACAGAAUCCACCCACUGACAGGCAAAAAUUGUUUCUUCUUGAAAUCAUACUAUCUCGAGAAAAAAUUAAAUAGAAGUUUAAAUAAGGUAUGGAUCGUCCCAUGGGUGCCAGAAUCUUCUAUCGUCCAACUUGCGGAGCUAUAUUGCAAUGAAUUCGUGCCUUUUUGCUCCUACUUAUGAUAUUUUACAAUUACUCAGUGUCAUUCCAAAUAGUUUCUCUUUAAGGGAUUGACCAUCAAAUGACCUUGAUCGAUUCAAGUAAUCCUAUUCAUUACCCCAGGUUGUUCGAGAAGCUAUUGAUUGACUUUUGAUAAUUGUCUUGGAGAAGGAAGUGAAUCCAUCAAGCCCCGGGGCUUUCAACUAUUCAAAUCGUUCGCAGCGAAUACUCAUGAGCGAAACGCUUUUCAAAAACUGAACCAUAAGAGCACACAAUCUUCAUAUUUUUGGAGAAGGAAGUUUCAUUUCCGGGAGUCAACUAUCUUGAAGUGAUGAUUUUAGUCUUGAGCAAAGCGCAGAGUAUACUAAUCAAGAAUCCAGUAAGAAAUAAAAUUAUGUCUAACAUAUUAACAUUAUUUUAAGUAGGUUUUUCAAUUUCAGCUGAAUAUAAUUCAGCAGGAAAGCGUGUGUGUAGGUCUUAAUGUAACAUUAUUGGCUUCUUGAAAACUUAGCGGAAACUGCGUCCCAUUUACACAAAGCAUUUUUCUCCUACUUCCUGUUAUAUUUGUUAUGUUUUAUUCAUUUAUGUAUUUUUUUCGGCACUGAAAUUGGAAUAUUUAAACUAAAACAUUGUAUUGGAAUUAACUGUUGUUUCGGCAAAUGGCAGUCAAUGAGCUGUCAAAAAUUGCCAAUGCUCAUGUGAAUAUUUUUUAAUUUUUGGCUCAAGUUUCCGAAAAAUCUGUGUGUGAUUGUCACUGGAGACUGGAAAAGUAAAUAUAUGGCAACUUUUCCAUGGCUCUUCUUUUACCUUUAUUCAGCUUUUUUAUUUUUCAUUGUUAGCCGAUUUAAUUGCAGCUAGAAACAAACAUUAAUGGCAAAA